UCCCACAUAAAUAAAUAGCGUCAGAAGGAUGUGGGAGAAGAAAGAUGUUGCUGCCUUUGGAAAAAGAACAAUGUUGAGGCAACUAUCCCCUGUUUAUUUUCAGCGCAUGCUUCCAGUCUGGGGAUUACCGACACAUUCCCUCUGGAUUUCUUGCCCACUGAAGGAUGCUCUGUUCUGACGGUGCUUAUUCCGUACCAAAAGCGAGGACUACUGGACUUUUCUCACUGUUUCUACCUAUCUGCCAGAAUUCCACUGAUUUAGCCAGCCAGAGACGCUCAUGGAGUCCAUACCUGUGCUAGAUGGUCCACUUCACAUUUGUGCUUGGCAAUAGACAAAGAGGCAAAUAGAUUAGAAACACUGGCAGCUGAUCAGCUCCAUGGUUUUCUGACUUUAUCGAGGCUGUGAUUUUUGGCAUCUGAUAAAGAGAUGACCCAGGAACAGUGCCCUCAUAGAAACAAUGUCCAGAGUACUGAAAAACCACAAGUGUAUAAAGUGGGGAUCUAUGGUUGGCGGAAACGUUGCCUUUACUUCUUUGUCCUACUCCUCAUGAUCCUCAUAGUGGUCAACCUUGCUCUCACCAUCUGGAUCCUCAAAGUUAUGAACUUCACUAUAGACGGCAUGGGCCAUCUGCGUAUCACAGAAAGAGGCCUGAAACUGGAGGGUGAUUCGGAAUUCCUUCAGCCAUUGUAUGCCAAAGAAAUCCAGUCCAGACCAGGAAGCCCAUUGUUCCUGCAGUCAUCUAAGAAUGUGUCUGUCAACAUCCUCAAUGAGAAGAAACAAUUAGUAUCUCAACUCAUUGCAGGUUCCCAUGGUGUUCACGCAAGAGGCAAAAUGCUGGAGGUAAAGUCAAGUGCAGGAAAGCUGCUGUUCUCUGCUGAUGACCAUGAGGUGGUAGUUGGUGCAGAGAGAUUACGAGUUAUGGGAGCUGAGGGUGCAGUGUUCAGCAACUCAGUGGAGACCCCACAUGUGAGAGCUGAGCCCUUCAAAGAAUUACGGCUGGAGUCUCCUACACGUUCACUAUACAUGGAAGCGCCUAAAGGAGUGAAAAUAGAAGCUGACGCAGGUGAUUUCCAAGCAACUUGUAGAAGCGAUUUACGCCUGGAGUCAAAAGACGGAGAGAUCAGCUUGGAUGCCAGGAAAAUCAAGCUCCUACGUCUGCCAGAGGGAAAAGCCUCCCCCUCUGGAACUAGACAGACUGUCUUUGAGGUGUGUGUCUGUCCCAAUGGAAAACUCUUCUUAUCACAAGCAGGAAUUGGCUCCACUUGCCAGAUCAGCAGCAACUUAUGCCUCUAGAUACUCACAGAAUCCCUUCCACACACACACACACACACACACACACACACACACACACACACACACACAAUUACAACACAUACAGAGGACUUGUUCUUUUCCUGAAGAAGCCAAUGUUGACAAGAACUGCAAAGGAUUUCCUCAAGAUUCAUGAAAAUACUUUGUAAAACAAUGUUUGAACAAGAAACUUUUAAGGUGAUCACCAGAAAACCAUUCGACAUAUUGUGACAGUUGUCAUUCCAAUGCAUUGAUCACUUUUACCAGAGUCCAAUCAGAAUAAUUAAACAUAUAAAUUAUUGUUAUUAUUAAAUUGUUUGUAUUUUAAGUACCAUGGGUGCUUAAUCUUGUGUAUGCCACAUAAAUAAUAUAACAGUUUUCUUCAGUUUUUUUUGUGUCUACUUGUAACACUAACUUGGGUUACACUUUAUUUUGAUAGUCCACUUUCCACUUACUAUAAGUACCUUUUUAACUACAUGUCAACUCUCAUUAAUUUGCAACUACAGUAUGUAGUCAAUAUGUUGUGGACCCAUCAGAAUAAUGAGAAGUUUUAAGCAGACACUCUAAUAAUACUUUAAUGACUGCUAGUUGAAAUGUAUUUGCAAAGUUACUUACUGUUAGUAGAAUGUCUAAAGUGGACUACCAAAAUAAAGUUUUACAUUAAAUUGUGUUAUUGCUCACAUUUUACAUCUACAACUCUCCAUCUGGGAUGCUUCCCAAGACGGUGAUCACCUAUACCCAAACUGUGCUUACACUGGGAUAAAACCCAUACACCCACUCUGUUCAAAAAAGAAGAACAGCGCCUGUGCCUUAAUUCAAUGCACUCGUGGCAAGAAGCACACCCCACUCACUUUAAUUUACACAAGGAUACUUGCAUUUAAGUUACUUGCCUUUUGCUCCCACAAACAAACUACAUUUUUGCAGCUUAAUUGCCUUUUUUCUUUUUUUCCUUUUUGAGAAACCAGUGACACCAAAAUCACACAUUAUGUACUGAUUUCUGCUUCAAUAUGUGUGGGAAAAUAUUCAGAAUUAUUCAGAUUUUGUUUCAAGUGAAGUUUUAAAGUUUUUUGUUGGCUUGGCAGACAAUGAAGAAAAGUUGAAAUUGGGAGAAACACUCUGAUGUAUGAACUUCCUUCUUACUGUACAAUUGAACACUAAAAUGUGCUAAACAAAGUAGAGACAUUCAAAGUAAAGCUGUCAUUCUGUCGUAUAAAAAGAAUCUGUUGAAAAUAUAGGCAUUAUGCAUUCAUACUUCUUCAAUCUUGGGAACAAUCACAGUUCCCAAGAUUGUUUUUAUACAUAUAUGCACUAAUGUUCAAAAAAUGAGGUCUGUAACAUUUUCUAAUGUUUUUGAAAGUCUCAGCAAGGCUGCAUUUAUUUGAUCACAAAUACAGUAAAACACGAUAAAGAAAUAUUAUUACAAUUUAAAAUAACUCACCCAGGAAUUUGUGUAUAUGUAUUAUUUUGUUUUAUUUCUCUUUGUAGAUCUCAAGUGACCCUAUAAAACACUGAAUCUAGUAAUAAAAUGGAUUUUAUAUAUAUAAUAUUAUAUAUCCAUAGCCACUUGACAACUAAAUCUGAAGCAAUGAGGAGUGAAAUCUGUGCUCAUUGUUUGAAAGUUAAAGCCCCUAGGAACUGCUGACAUCCUAUUAACAUGCUAAAUGUUAUAGGUAGUGAAAGGAGAAAAAAGUCUGUAGGUAAUAACACAGCAUCACAGAAGGGCUUAAUCAUAUUCAUUCUCUUUUGAUUUUUCAGGAGAAACUUGAUGUGGUGUGUGUGUGUGUGUGUGUGUGUGUGUGAGAGCUUUUGUAAUGAAUCUUUGCAUGAUUCUAAAAGACAGAAACCAAUGACAUACAAGACAGCCCAGUGUUGAUUUUUUUUUUGAGGUAAUAGUAAAGAGAUGUUUUCCCCUUUAUUGAAUAAAUCAACUAAAAGCAGGACUUUAGGACAGAUAAUUAUAUUGUUUAAUGUGCUCAUAUCACGUUCAAUGAAUUUUUGUGCAAAAUAAAGGUUUCAUCUACAGAAAAUUGUGUACACUUUAUUUUGAUAGGUCACUUUAGACAUUUGACUGACUAUAAGUAACUUUGUAACUGCAUGUCUACUAACUCAAAAUGGUUAGUAGAAUAAGGUGACAUAUACUUACAAAGGUUCUGUUGAAUGUUGAGGAGCCAUCAAAGUAGAAAGGUCUUAGAAAAUAUUAAAUUGACAGUCUACUAAUAAUCGAAUGACUGCUAGCUUAUACAUAGUUGCAGUUACUUACUGUUAGUAAAAUGUCUAAAGUGGACUAUCAAAAUAGAGUGU
Puntigrus tetrazona (Sumatra barb) is the source of this 3591-nucleotide messenger RNA. RefSeq names its product sarcoglycan, delta (dystrophin-associated glycoprotein) (gene sgcd). Gene Ontology annotation, cellular component: sarcolemma; sarcoglycan complex. The record is from RefSeq and is a predicted model, not a curated record. NCBI's taxonomy places the organism in Eukaryota, Metazoa, Chordata, Actinopteri, Cypriniformes, Cyprinidae. Bases 427 to 1293 code for a protein of 288 amino acids. Gene Ontology annotation, biological process: heart contraction; cardiac muscle tissue development. The transcript is spliced from 8 exons.